Molecule: messenger RNA, 7206 nt
Organism: Scleropages formosus (Asian bonytongue)
Lineage: Eukaryota; Metazoa; Chordata; Actinopteri; Osteoglossiformes; Osteoglossidae
Product: CLIP-associating protein 1-B-like
Exons: 44
Coding region: 766-5352 (1528 amino acids)
Biological process (GO): establishment of mitotic spindle localization; mitotic spindle assembly
Cellular component (GO): spindle microtubule; cytoplasmic microtubule; basal cortex
Molecular function (GO): microtubule binding; kinetochore binding
Source: RefSeq, a predicted model, not a curated record
CAGAGGCGGUCGGGGCGGAGGGAGCGCGCGCGCGCGUCGGCUGGGAGAGACGCCCCGAGUCGCGCUCUUCAGCGCGCGCGCAGUUAGCGGGACCCCCUUCGCUCGUUUCCUCCCGUUAACGACGCGGAUCAGGCUGCGCUCGCUGCGUUCUAACAAGAUACUCAGUCCCUUCUGAUGAGAAGCAUCCCCGCAGAAUGAUGCUGCCACCACCACGCUUCAGUAUAGGGUUGGUGUUUUUUGAGGAUUCUCUUUGGUCUUCAUUUUCUUGACUUCACGUUCUGACAAAGUUGAUGGGGCUUCAUUGUACACAAGUAGAAACAUCCAGUUACGUUUUCAUCUACCAGGAGACAAGGUUUGAAUAUUUAUGAGCACCCGGGGACCUUGGUCUACUGAAUUAUGAAGCACGGCUGCACUCCGACCAUCUCAGGUUACCGUUGCCGCCAGUGCCAGUGUUGCAGCCGCUAGCGGCUGGGUUUGCCCCAGCCUGCUCAUCCAUUCUCCGUACCCUCCGAAAAAGAGAAGAAGCCCCCCACCACUCUGCCCCCAACAGCUGCUGCCUGGACACACAUGAUACAUACUUACCAUUCCCAAGCUUGCAUCUCAUGGCGAUGCCCCCUUGCUGACCCUUUGAAAAUAUAGGGGUCAACCCAUCAGGAUAAAAAUAAAAGUUGGCCAUUUUUUUUUUGAGCUGCAGAAACCUGUGGUCAGCUCUUUGUUUUUUGCUCCUUCGAACAACAGCCGGUGGAGGUGGGGUGGGGGCCACCGAUGGAGGCCAACAUGGAGUACUGUGUGGCGCAGGUGAUGCAGAAGGACAUGGGGCGGCGGCUGCAAGUGGGCCAAGAGCUCAUAGACUACAUUAGUGACAAGGACAAAUCCCACGAUUUGGAACAGGAUCAGGCUGCUCUCGACAAACUGGUGGACAGCAUUGCCAGCUCCUGGGUCAACUCCAGCAACUUUAAGGUCGCUCUGCUGGGAAUCGAUGUUCUGUCCGCCCUCGUGACGAGACUGCAGGAGCGCUUCAGGUCCCACAUCGGCACAGUUCUCCCCAGUUUGAUAGACCGUCUUGGGGACGCAAAAGACCAGGUGCGCGACCAAGACCAAGCGCUCUUAUUGAAGAUUGUGGAGCUGUCGGCCAAUCCGCAGUACGUAUGGGACAGGAUGCUGGGAGGAUUCAAGCACAAGAACAACCGGACCAGAGAAGGGCUCUGCCUUUGCCUUAUCGCCACACUGAACGUAUACGGAGCUCAAGGUCUGACCCUCAGCAAAAUUGUACCACAUAUAUGCAACUUGUUAGGAGAUGCCACUAGUCAGGUGCGAGAUGUUGCCAUGAACUGCCUUGUGGAAAUCUAUCGGCACGUGGGAGAGAGGGUGCGAAUUGAUCUCAGCAAGAAGGGCCUGCCUCAGUCACGGUUGAAUGUCAUUUUUAGUAAAUUUGAUGAAGUCCAAAGAUCUGGGAACAUGAUCAUGUCUUCUGCGUCAGAUAAGAACUUUGACGACGAAGACUCUGCGGAUGGAAGCAGGUCCUGUUCCUCUGCUUCGUCAUGUAAAGGUGGACCUAGGGCAUUUUCCACAGGUUCUGUGCGCAGACGGUUCUCAGGAUCUGGCCCGAAGGCUCCAGGGAAAGAGGGCACGAGUGCAGGGGCAGUUGACGAGGAGGACUUCAUUCAAGCCUUUGAGGAUGUGCCCAGUGUACAGAUUUACUCUAACAAGGAGCUGGAGGAUUCCAUGGCCAAGAUCCGUGAAGUCCUGUCUGAUGAUAAGCAUGACUGGGAGCUCCGUGUUGCUUCUCUGAAGAAAGUUCGGUCCCUGCUCCUGGCUGGUGCAGCGGAGCACGACGGGUUUUUCCAGCAGCUCCGACUACUUGAAGGCGCCUUCAAGCUCUCAGCCAAAGACCUCCGCUCUCAGGUGGUGCGGGAGGCCUGUAUUACUCUCGGCCACCUCUCUUCAGUCCUGGGCAACCGAUUUGAUCAUGGUGCAGAGAGUAUCAUGCCAACGCUCCUGAACCUUGUCCCCAACAGUGCCAAGGUUAUGGCCACAUCUGGCAUCGCUGCUAUCCGCCUUAUCAUCCGACACACCCACUAUCCCCGACUAAUCCCCAUCUUGACCAGCACCUGCACUUCCAAGUCUGUGGCUGGCCGGAGGCGCUGCUAUGAGUUCUUAGACCUCCUGCUGCAGGAAUGGCAGACGCACCCACUAGAGAGGCAUGUUGCUGUCCUCACCGAGACUAUUAAGAAAGGGAUCCAUGAUGCUGAUUCGGAAGCAAGAUCGGUUGCUAGAAAGUGUUAUUGGGGUUUCCACGGCCACUUCAGGAGGGAGGCAGAGCAUCUGUUCCAGGCACUCGAGUUGUCGUAUCAGAAGGCCCUGCAGCUGCACCUGAAGAAUUCGGACAGUGUUGUGUCUCUGCCGCAGUCGGACCGCUCCUCAUCCAGCUCCCAGGAAAGCUUGAAUCGACCCCUGUCUGCUAAGAGUCCGGUGGGGAGCAGCAUUUCCAGAGCAAAAGUAACGACCUGCAAGGCCCCUUCCACACCCGGCACCCUCCAGCGCUCCUGUAGUGACAUCGAUGUCAACGCUGCCACCAAUGCCAAGGCCAGAAUGACAGUGGUGCCCUCCACUGCAGCGCCCUUCACUUCAGCUUCCGCCCUGCCUCCUGGCUCCUAUGCCUCUCUAGACGGCACACCCAGUAAACCAGAGGGCCGUGUGCGCACCAGACGUCCGACCUCUGGUAGCAUGGCCGUUGCAAACACUGUCACAGACAGCAGGGGGCGAAGCCGAGCCAAGGCUUCGUCGCAAUCCCAGCGAUCCAGAUCAGCUAACCCAACUGGUGCCAGCAGUCGUUCUGGCUCCCCGGGCAGGGUCCUUGGUCAUAUGAAUGCAAGGGUCCCUCGGGAUACUGCUUCUACCACCCUGCAAUCGGACAAGCGUGCUAAGGUGCCACGCAGCCAGGGUUGCAGCCGUGAGACCAGUCCCAGCAGAAUGGCCGUGGCCUCCGGACGUCACUCCCGUUCCACGAGUGCACUCUCCGCGGUCGACCCUCUGGGCCAGUCAGACCGGUUUGGGCUGAUCCACCAGGCCCACAUCUCGGCCUCAGUGAAUGCCAUGAGGGUCCUAAACACUGGCACAGAGGUGGAAGCUGCCGUUGCCGAUGCCCUGCUUCUUGGAGACACCCGGAAUAAGAGGAAGCCCAUGCGAAGGCGGUACGAGUCUCCGGGGAUGUUCUCGGACGAUGACGCCAACAGUGAUGCAUCCAGCGCCUGCUCAGAGCGCUCCUAUGGCUCCAGGAAUGGUGCAGUGCCACACUAUCUGCGCCAGAUGGAGGACGUGGCCGAAGUGUUGAACCACUGUGCCAGCUCUAACUGGUCCGAGCGCAAGGAUGGCCUGGUUGGUCUGCAGAACCUGCUCAAAAGCCAAAGGAUCCUCAGCCGCGUGGAGCUGAAGAGGCUCUGUGAAAUCUUCACCAGGAUGUUUGCAGAUCCACACAGCAAGCGAGUGUUCAGCAUGUUCCUGGAGACACUGGUGGACUUCAUCACCAUCCACAGGGAAGACCUGCAGGACUGGCUCUUUGUCCUUCUCACACAACUGCUGAAGAAGAUGGGUGCUGACCUGUUGGGCUCUGUCCAGGCCAAAGUCCAGAAAGCCCUGGAUGUCACCAGGGAUUCUUUUCCGUUUGACCAGCAGUUCAACAUACUGAUGAGGUUCAUUGUGGAUCAGACGCAGACGCCGAACCUCAAGGUGAAAGUGGCCAUCCUGAAGUACAUCGAGUCACUGGCACGGCAGAUGGACCCCACGGACUUUGUAAAUUCCAGCGAGACUCGUUUGGCCGUGUCUCGCAUCAUCACUUGGACCACAGAACCAAAAAGCUCCGAUGUCCGGAAGACCCUCCAUAGCUGGUCAAGCGAGGAGUUGUCAGGCAGGCUCAGCACUGUGCCCUCUUUGCCCGGAGAGGGCAACGUGGAGGAGAGGUGCAAACAGGCUGCCCAGCUGGUUCUUAUUGCGCUCUUCGAGCUCAAUACUCCAGAGUUUACCAUGCUGCUGGGGGCACUGCCCAAAACAUUCCAGGAUGGGGCCACCAAGCUCCUUCACAACCACCUGAAGAAUUCCAGCAAUGUUGGCAUGGUAUCUCCGAGCAACACCAUCACCCGCACCCCUCCCCGGCAACCCAGCAGCCGCAGCAGCCCCCUCACUUCCCCGACCAGCUGCUGCCAUGGGGGACUGUCACCCAGUGUUAUGGAGUACGACACAGAGAACCUGAACUCAGAUGAGAUCUACAGCUCGCUGCAUGGUGUCUCCCAGGCCAUCCAGAGCUUCAGCUACCGCAGCCAGGAGGACCUGAAUGAACCAAUGAGGCACGAAGGCAAAAAGAAUGACACUGCCGGACGGGAAGGUGGGAUAGGCAUGCUGCCCCAAGGGUCUGACCCCCGACUGGGUGCAGACAUGAUGGAGGGUGGCCGCACAGCCCUGGACAACAAGACCUCACUGCUCAAUACCCCUCAACCACGUUCCUUCUCUGGUUUCCGUGGCCGGGAAUACAGUCCCUACUGCUAUACUGACACCAUCAGUGCUUAUGACAAGAGUGUCCCGAAGGAAACAGUGUUUGAUGAUGACGCUGAGCACUUCCGUGAUGUCCCUCUGGACCACUCAGACCUCGUGGCCGAGCUUCUGAAAGAGCUGUCUAACCACAACGAGCGUGUGGAGGAGCGCAAGGCGGCGCUGUUCGAACUGCUGAAGAUCACACGGGAGGACCGCCUGCGCGUCUGGGACGAACACUUCAAGACUGUCCUGCUGCUGUUGCUAGAGACACUUGGAGACAAAGACCACACCAUCCGGGCCCUGGCAUUACGUGUGCUGAAGGAGAUCCUGCGGAACCAGCCAGCCCGUUUUAAGAACUAUGCAGAGCUCACAAUCAUGAAAACCCUGGAAGCCCAUAAAGACUCUCACAAGGAGGUGGUGCGGGCAGCAGAGGAGGCAGCGUCCACCCUGGCUGGCUCCAUCCACCCAGAGCAGUGCAUCAAGGUGCUGUGCCCAAUCGUGCAGACAGCUGACUACCCCAUAAACCUGGCUGCGAUCAAAAUGCAGACGAAAGUUAUCGAGCGCAUCGCCAAAGAGUCGCUGCACCAGCUGCUGCCUGACAUCAUCCCCGGGCUCCUGCAGGGCUAUGACAACACGGAGAGCAGUGUGCGCAAGGCCAGCGUCUUCUGCCUAGUAGCCAUCUACUCAGUCAUUGGUGAAGAGCUGAAGCCCCACCUGGCUCAGCUGACAGGCAGCAAGAUGAAGCUACUGAACCUGUACAUCAAGAGGGCCCAGACCACCAACAGCAACAGCAGCAGCUCCUCAGAUGUGUCCACACACAGCUAACCCAACAGCAGAUAAAGUCCAUCCAUGUGGCUACAGAGCCAUGCGUCGCCGUUUCCUGGCCGAACCAACGUCACCCCCCUUGCUUCUCCGGAGGGGAUUUUACAUCUUGUAGCCUUUUUUUAUUUAUUAUGUUUGCCUUUAAGCAAUGUACUCCUGGCUGUUUAGGUUUUAUUUCUCUCUGCUGCAGAAUGUUGAAUGUAAAGAUGUUUCAAAUGGUGGUAAUUACUUUGAACGGCACUGAAAUAUGGAAGCGGUAGCAGUCUAUGCUGUCACCUUGUUUAUUAUGUAUUUUAAUGUAGUUUAACCAAAAACAGAUUGCAGAUAUUUGAAAAUGAAAUAAAUAAGGGCAAAUUUUAAGUGUAAUGUGUAACCCUAGGCUAUGAACCUCAAGGGUUAUUUUAUCUGUUUUAUGAUUACCCUAAAAACAGGCUUGUCUUGGGUAAAUACUGUGCUCCCAGCAGCAUGUUUUUUUGGACCUUCAAGAAGUUUAAUAUUUCACAUUAAUUAUAGAAAAUUAUCAUUUUCCAGGCUGCGACUUAACUAAGCAGUGAGAUGUUAAAUUGGACACCGAAAAACCAAAAAUAAGCCAUUAAAAUUGUACACUUAAUAUGUGUUUGUGAGCCAGUAUCUAGAACCACACCAUAACCCAUCAACCAGUGGCUCAUCGCAUCAAAUAACUUAAAAAUAUGUACUUGAUUUUUGUUGCCUAUAUUUUUCCUUAUUAUAGUAGUACUUAUUUCAUUUACAACACAUUUUCUUAAGUUAUCUGAACUAUCAUCAGAUUUGGAUUCCUGGCAAAUUGCACCAUGGUGUCUUUAAACUAUUCUGUUGUCUAAAUAAGUAAUAAUAUAGGUAAUUAAGUAUAUAAUUUUUAUAACAAAAUAGCAGCACUGCUGAAUGAGUUUUUAAUUGAUCUAAAAAUUUCCUGACAAUCUUUAACUGAGAAGUCUGUGACCUUAGCAAAACGAAGGCCGUAUUUUAUCCAAAUGACAAUGCCAUUUGAUUUAAAACAGUUGUGCAAGUACUGUAAUUAGUACUUGAAAUUAAUUAAUAGAGUUCACUGUGCCCUUGAAGAAGUCAGCCUGUCACAGGAUCAGUGAUGAUUCAACCUGGUUAUAGAUCCUGUUAGUCAAAACACUGUAUAAAAACUUAACACUUUUUCCCCCAUUUCCUUUUGAUGAACAACCCUAAAAAGAGUUCUUUCUCCUCUUCUGAAUAGUCUGCAUUCCUGCUGCAUUGAAACUAAUUUGCCCAUAAUGAUCCUCAUGGAUCUCCUUACUACAAAUGCCACAGGUAUGCUUUUGAAGACACUACCGGGCCUUACUUUAUUUUUUAAAGUACUGUGUUCACCUUGUGGACUGUUACAUGGAAUCACUGUAGCCUUGUGUUCUCAAAAUGUGAAGCCUGCUCUAUUCAGUUGGCCUAAGGUUGUGAAAAUGAAGGAAAAUCUCAUGUUUGUAAUUCCAUAACUACUUCCACUCCAUGCACCACUGAGUAUUUUGUACAUUACUUCCAGUUGCUGCUUCAAAAUUGUAGACUGAAAAAAGUUCUUAGACCUCUUUUGUUUUGCAUGUUAACAAAUAUUCUGCACGUAUUGGCCAAACAUGCCCCUCUGUGCUGUGACUGGUUCUGAUCCACUUGUUAAAGUCCCUUUAGCUUGUACAUACAGUAUGAACUGAACAUGCAAUCAUACAAAAAGUUCCACAUGACCUAGUUGGGUGUAAACCCCCAAAAUGUGACUGCUGACCUUGAGCGACCAUGUCCGUGUGAGAUGUGGUGUGACACUCACAGUGUUGCUUGAAAGUACAGAUGCUCCUCGACUAAUGAUGGGGUUACGUUCCGAUAAACCCAUUG